AUGAGAGCGCUGGCAGGGAUGGGCACAGGAGCCCUCCUGCUCCCUUGCCUGCUGCUGCUGCUGCUGGCCCACUCAGCCCACACAGCCAUCCUGGAGGUGAAUGGGAACCUGAACUGUAGGUGUGUGAAGACAACCUCAGACUACAUCAGCCCAAAGAGAUAUGAAAGCAUUGAGAUAAGACCCGUGGGAAGCACCUGCAGGCGUACAGAGAUCAUAAUCAAGCUGAAAUCCCCAGGGAAGCUGUGUGUGAAUCCUGAGGCCCCCUGGGUGAAGAAGCUGCUGAAGCGCAUUGCGGGCACGUAA
Messenger RNA from Indicator indicator, 303 nucleotides. RefSeq names its product interleukin-8-like. Gene Ontology annotation, cellular component: extracellular region. Gene Ontology annotation, molecular function: chemokine activity; CXCR chemokine receptor binding. The transcript has 3 exons. The coding region runs from base 1 to 303 and encodes 100 amino acids. The record is from RefSeq and is a predicted model, not a curated record. Gene Ontology annotation, biological process: inflammatory response; chemokine-mediated signaling pathway; neutrophil chemotaxis. Lineage: Eukaryota; Metazoa; Chordata; Aves; Piciformes; Indicatoridae.